Lutzomyia longipalpis is the source of this 11337-nucleotide messenger RNA. It is a transcript of the gene osa, whose product is annotated as trithorax group protein osa. Gene Ontology annotation, molecular function: DNA binding; nucleosome binding. The coding region runs from base 1087 to 7575 and encodes 2162 amino acids. The transcript is spliced from 20 exons. The record is from RefSeq and is a predicted model, not a curated record. NCBI's taxonomy places the organism in Eukaryota, Metazoa, Arthropoda, Insecta, Diptera, Psychodidae. Gene Ontology annotation, cellular component: SWI/SNF complex; nucleoplasm; nBAF complex. Gene Ontology annotation, biological process: regulation of transcription by RNA polymerase II; positive regulation of DNA-templated transcription; chromatin remodeling.
AAGGAAACAUGAAGCAGUGAAGAAACAAUUGUGGGCUUUUUUCUAAAGUAGAGAGAAUUUUUCGGCGUCACUCACCGCGGAUCUGCAAAAAAGGACAUUUUCCCGUGUUUUAAUUAAUGCGAAUAGUGUGGAAAAGUAAGUGGGCGCCGCGUGUGAUCGACUGGUGGUGUUUUCCGGGCCGCCAAACGUGCAGAAGGGUGUGAAAAGUCGCAAAAAAUGGGCGUCCGACGCGCCAUUUGGUGAAGGUUCGGUUAUUUCGUCCGGGAGACGAUGUUGGGUGCAAAAACGGGAGAAAAUCCCACCGUGGGUGCUUCUCUGUGAAAAAACAACAAGGGUGCGAGUGGAUUUUGGGCAAAAGAGCCCCCUCAAAGAGUGGGUAGACGGAGAAAUUUUGUGUCUCCUUUGUUCGUCGUACCGGAGAAGAUUUCUUGUGUGUGGCUGCUGCGCCCCCUUUGCAUUUUGUGAACUCUCCCCCAUACCCCCUACGAGAAUAUUUGGGGCGCACACCCGGACGGCAAAAGUGUAUGUGGGGACGCUGGGUGUUGGUUUCUUACGGAUGAUGAUGGACUUUUGAGAACUUUUUUGUUCAGCGCGCAAAUCUUCGCCACCAACACACAGGGAGGGCAGCCGAACGAAUCCCAAAUACACACAACCAGCCGGCAUUUUGCCACUUUUUCCACGACGCGAACGACGUCGAUCAUCAACAAAAUAGUCAUUAUUCCGUGUGCUUUUUCGUUUGCUUCUUCUUCUCCGUUCUUCCCAACCACACACCAUCACCACGAAAACGGGAGGAAGAGGAGACGCGGAGGAUAAAACUUGCGGAUCCGGACAACUCGCCACAAACACACAGUGCUGAAGAAUUCUCGCGAGCCCGGGUAAAAGGUGCUCCAAAGUGUACGCGCGCGUUGAAGUGUUCGCAGAGUGCUCGCCAAAUUGUGAAGUUUUUUUUUAAAAAAAAAAAAAGAAAAACCCAAAAAGUAAAAUUGUGAAAAAUUAGGAAAAGAAAAAAGACAAGAAAAUUGAGAAAACAAUCUUCCGAGACGAUUCCUAUUUCCUGUUCUCUUGAAUGGCAGCGAGACAGCGAAAAUGGCCGGAAAUGGUGGACCGCCACAGCAGCAGACACAGCAGCAUCACCACCAACAGCAGCAGCAUCAUCAUCUUCAGCAACCUCAUCGUCCACCGGGCGGCAUGAGUGAUCCACAGCAGCAAAGCCAGCAGCAGCAACAGCAGCAAAAGGUUAAAUCACCGCCGGGAAACGGGCCACCAAUGGAUCCUUCGGCAAUGCCACCCCACCAUCAUCCAUACAGUGAACCGCCUGGUGGACAUGGGAUGCCACCCGGUUCGGCACCUCCACCUGGUGGGCCACCACCCCCACCGCCAGAUGGAAUGAUGAGUGGCGGUGGGAAGGAUGAUGGGCCAACCGGGCUGUACCCCGGACAUCCGGCACAGUAUCAGCAGCGUUACCAUGACCCAAAUGUCAUUCCGCAAAACGAUCCCUAUAGCCACUAUCGGGUUGUGAGCGGUGGCAAACCCACAAUGAUACCGCCAAGUCGGCCACCGCAGCGGUAUAUGCCAUCUCCGGGGGGACCGGGGAAUCCACCGGGUGCCCAAGUGGUACCUGGACAGCCACCUCAGGGCCCUACGCCAACGCUGAAUAGUCUGCUGCAGUCGCAUCCGCCUGCACAGCAUCGUGGCGGCUAUCCAAAUAGCUAUGAUCACCAACAACCGCCGCAGCAGCAUCCGCCACCGCCGCCGCCACAGUCGCCUUAUGGACCCCAUCAGGCACAAGGAUGGGCACCACCGCCACGGCCCUAUAGUCCCCAAAUGGGUGGCCCAGGGCAACCCUACAGGCCGCCGCCACCGACAAAUACAUCACGGGGACAAUCACCAUAUCCACCACCGGGACAAAGUCCUGGUCCUUAUCCACCUCCUCCGCCACCGCCUCAGCAACAGGCGCCACAGCAGCAAUCCCAGCAGCAGCAACCGCCGCCGCAGGGUCCGCCACAGCCCCAGCCACCGCCACCUGGUCCUGGGGUUGUUGGUAGUACGGGUGGUGGGAGUGGGGGUGUCACUUCUGGUUCCGCGGGUGGUGGUCCACAGUAUUCUCCAUAUCCACAACGAUACCCCACACCACCCGGUAAUCAUCGAUCACCGUAUCCGCCACCGCAUCAGUAUCCUGAACCUACGCGAGCAUGGCCAGGUCCAGGAGGACCAUCUCCAGCUGCGAGUCCUGGUCCUACAAGUGGGCAUCCUCAUCCACCACCUUCACCGCAGCAAUUGCAUCCACCACAAAGUCCUGGUCAUGCCCCAAGUCCGUCCCCACAGCCACCACAGCCGGCGCAAUCACCACAUCAGUAUCCAAAUCGACCAAGUCAAGCCUCAACACCAAAUGCAAAUGAUGGUGAUACUGGGGUGAGUAUCAAUCACAAUAUUCACUUUAUGUCACCACACAAUCCGGAUUCAACGGGCCAAAAUAGCAAUGAUAGUUCGAGCGGUAUUGGUGCGGCUGUCGGUGCCCCUCCUGGAACGCCUAAUUCUCAAGCGAUGAGACCUACACCAUCCCCAACUGGAUCAUCAGGAUCGCGAUCUAUGUCGCCAGCUGUUGGUCAGCAAAACGUUCAGAUGCCACCAAGGCCCUCAAGUAGUCAUUCUCAGGUUCCAAAUCAAGCACCUCAGAGUACGCAGAAUAGUAAUUCACAGCAUCAGCAGCAAACGCAGCCACCACAGUUGGAUCCAGCUACAUCACCAGCACGUCCACCAACGGCACCUGGAUCAAAUCCGCAGCAGCAAUCGCCAGCAAUGGCAGCCACUCAGGGCAGCUACCAAACACCGCCACCGCCACCACCACAUAUGCAUGGUGGCUAUAAAAUGGGACCCAGCCCUGGUCCUGUACCAGGUCCUGGACCGCAAAAUAUGUCUCCGUAUCCGCCACAAUCUCAGCAGUAUUCUCUAGGAAACUAUACGCCACGUCCUCAGUAUCCGGGGAGUUAUGGGCCAGGUCCAGGAGGACAACCGCCACCAUCAAAUAGUAUGCCACCGGGUCCAGGACAAUACCCAGGCAGGCCAAUACCCAAUCAUGUUGGGCCACACUCACAAUUCCCGCCUUAUCAGCAAAACUGGGGGCCACCAGCUCCACAGCCUGGGGGUGGGAUGAUGGGUAAUCAUGUGCAACAGCAGCAGCAGCAGCAACAGCAACCAGGUGGAAAGAAUGUACCGCCACCGCCUCCUGGUCCACCAACUGGAGGUUCACCCCGACCACUGAACUACUUGAAGCAGCAUCUGCAGCACAAGGGUGGCUAUGUGGGUGCCCAGAGUCCAACACCGCCACAGGGCUAUGGGAAUGGUCCGGGUAUGCAUCCACCCAUGGGGCCGCCACAUCACAUGGGCCCACCAAUGGGGCCGACAGGAAGCAUGGGACCGCCAUCGUCAGCACCGCAAAAUCCCCCAUCAGUCGGUGGAACACCAACACCGUCAGCCGGUACACCCGGUGGUCCCAAUAGUCAUCCCGAUGGCAGUGUAACGCCUGAGGGACCUCAGGACAAUGGUAUUAGUUCAUCUGGGCCGACUGGAUCACAUCCAGUCACGUCACUCGUGACUACUGGUCCCGAUGGGGCGCCCCUCGAUGAGGCCAGUCAACAAAGUACGCUUUCCAAUGCUUCAGCAGCAUCAGCUGAAGAUCCUCAAUGUUCCACACCGAAAUCUCGUAAAAGUGAUCAAUACAAUCAGAGCCAUUUGGCGCCACCGAGUGCAUCUCCUGGUGCUCAUCAGCAACAUGAAGACUUCGAGAUGGGAUCUCCAACGUGGUCAAGAACACCAGCAAGUCCGGUUUUUAACAGCCACGUUCCACAGGAAACCUACCGAUCAACAAAGAAAUCGGACAGUUUAUGUAAACUCUACGAUAUGGAUGAUAAUCCAGAUCGUCGAGUGUGGCUGGAUAAACUCCUGGGCUUCAUGGAAGAUCGUCGAUCACCAAUAACAGCCUGUCCAACAAUCUCGAAGCAGCCUCUGGAUCUGUAUAGGUUAUAUAUGUUGGUUAAGGAACGGGGCGGAUUCGUCGAGGUAUGCAAGGUUACCAAGAGUAAAACGUGGAAGGACAUUGCCGGAAUGUUGGGUAUUGGUGCGAGCAGUAGUGCAGCGUAUACUCUGAGGAAGCACUACACGAAAAAUCUCCUGACAUUCGAGUGCCACUUUGAUCGAGGAGGAAUUGAUCCAUUGCCAAUUAUUCAGCAAGUGGAGGCGGGAUCUAAGAAAAAGAAUGCAAAAAAUACAUCAGUUCCUUCACCAGUUUCAGUGGCUGGAUCGUCAAAUUCUCAAGAUUCAUUUCCACCUCCUGGAUCAAGUGGAGCAUCAAUGGAUGGCUACAGUGGAUAUCCUAGUGCUUAUCCUCAGGGAUCUACACCUGACUAUAACUCUCCUCCAAUGCAGAGGCCACCGUCGCAAACAAAUGCACAAUCACCUCAUCCAGGUAAUGCACCUCCGGCUAGCGGUGAUAAUAUAAGUGUGAGCAACCCUUUCGACGAUCCAGUGGGGCCCUCGCGUGCCCCCUAUCAACAGGGUGCUCCAUAUCCCCCGGUUUCGCGGCCUCAAGGUGCUCAGUAUCAGGGACAACCUGCUUACACACAAUAUGGUGGACCAGAGCAGUAUGGACCACCAGGACCGCCAGGACAGUAUCCUCCCCCAGCACAAGGACAAUUUCCACCACCCAAUAGGACAAUGUAUGGUCCACCGUAUGGUCCAGAAGGCGAAACGAGUGCUCCGCCCACAUCAAAUGCUCCUCCAACUACGGCGGAUCCGUACCGAGGUUACGGUGGUGCUCCAUCACCGUAUCCACCACCACCACGUCCCUAUGUGCAGCAGCCGCCAGUGAGUGCUUCCCAGACACCAGCACCUACUGGUGGACCACCGCAACCUGGUACACCCGGAGCUCCGGGUCCUUAUCCGCCACCGCCACAGCAGGAUUACUACCGGCAACCGGAUCAGGCUCCGCAACCCCGGAGGCAUCCUGAUUUUGAAAAGCAACCACAGCCUUAUUCUCCCUAUCCACAGAGGCCGCCGAUGUAUGGUGGAUGGCAAAAUAGUACCGGACAGUAUCGAGGACAAUAUCCACCCCAGCCCACUCCGCAGCAGUGGAGUAGUGGUCAAAGGCCACCAGGUCCGCCUGCUGGGCCUGGUCAAGGACCACCGGGGCAAGCGUGGGAUCGAUACCCACCACAGAGUCAACAGUCACCUUAUCCAGGAAGUCAACAGGGUCAACCACAUUGGGGUGGAAUGGGCCCAGGGCAACCAAAUGUAGGUCCCAAUGCCCAGCUGCGACCUCCACAGCAGCGUGGGAAGGCCAUCAGUAUGCCACCGCCUCAGGGUGCCAAACCAGUUCCGGGACAAUUUCCCCAAACGGGUGCCCCGCCAAAACGUGACAUUGUUUUCCCACUGGACAGUGUGGAGGCCACAACGCCAAUUCUCUAUCGGCGCAAGAGGAUUUGCAAGCAAGAUGUGGCACCCAUUGAUCCAUGGCGGAUAUUCAUGUCACUGCGUUCGGGAUUGCUGGGUGAAACAACGUGGGCGCUCGAUGUGAUCAAUAUUCUGCUAUUUGAUGAUUCUUCCGUGCAGUACUUUGGUCUUGCGCACCUUCCGGGCUUGCUCAAUCUCCUCCUGGAUCACUUCCAGAAGAGCUUAGCGGAUAUCUUCGAUCCGGACGUGAUGGCGGAACGAGAUGGGUACGAAUGGGUAGCAGGAUCACAUGCCAAAAUGAAUGGUGAAUGCGAGGAAGAGAGCAAAGAGAAGGCAGUGUCAAUUGAUCUGGGUGGUGUUGCCGAUGUACCAAAUCCCGAGGAUCGUGUCCUUGUCCUUUCUUCCACGACAAACUACACGCUGAACUCACGAAAGGGGAUUCCAGUGAAGAUAAAUCAAGCAGAGGACGAUAUAUUUGUGUUGGAUGUGAAGAGAUCAUGGGAUGUGGAUACGGAUAAGAAGGGUCAACUCUAUUCCACAGUUGGAGGUGAUCCGUGGAGCUUUGGGCAGAGUGAACCACAUCCCCAUGGGUACAUUAUGGACUGCUUCCGGGCUGAAAUAGUCAACAUUCCAUUUGCGCGGUACUUGAAGGGGAAAGAGUCGGUGGAUAAGCAGCACAGGAAGCACCACAAUUCUUCAUUGAUAGGAACGAAUAAUAGGAAUGGCGGGGGUGGUGUGUGUAAACGAAAUAGUGGACCUAGUCGAACGAAAAGGUUUAAGGAGGAAGUAGAUGAGGCAGCUGUGAAGAAGGAGCCAAUGGAUAGUGAUUGUAGACCGGUGGAUAUGGAAUUGGAACCCACGAGGAUACCAAAUGGACCGGAAUCUGUGAAUGCGGAAGAGGCGAAGGUGGAUGAGGGUGAGAAGAAGGUUGAGGUGAAGAAGGAGGAUGGUGGUGCUCAGGUGUUUGAUCUCAAGCAACACGUACGAGAUCCGGCGUCAACAUUAAAACGACGCCGGAUGAGUGACUACGAAGAUGAGUGCUAUACGCGAGAUGAGGCGAGUCUGUACCUCGUGGCUGAGAGUCAGGAUUCCAUGGCACGACGAUGUGUGGGUAUAUCGAAUAUUCUGCGGAAUCUCACCUUUGUGCCCGGGAAUGAGGUGGAAUUUGCCAAAUCAUCCACCUUCUUGGCAAUCCUCGGGAAGCUUCUGCUGCUGAAUCAUGAUCACCCAAUUCGGACGCAAAAGACACGCAACUACGAUCGCGAGGAGGAUGCAGACUUUGCGGAUUCGUGCAGUAGUUUAGCGGGUGAGACGGAAUGGUGGUGGGACUAUUUGGUGCAAAUUCGCGAAAAUAUGCUCGUGGCAGCUGCCAAUAUUUCGGGUCAUAUGGAAUUGUCGCGGUACGAUGAGAUGAUAACACGACCAGUACUCGAUGGGCUCCUCCAUUGGGCUAUUUGCCCUUCAGCCCAUGGCCAGGAUCCCUUCCCCACGUGUGGUAGUCAUUCAUCGCUCUCGCCACAGCGAUUGGCUCUUGAGGCGCUGUGCAAACUCUGCGUGACGGACGCCAAUGUGGACCUCGUGAUUGCCACACCGCCAUUCUCGCGUCUCGAGAAGCUUUGUGCCGUGCUGACGCGUCAUUUGUGUCGCAAUGAGGAUCAGGUGCUGAGGGAAUUCUCAGUGAAUUUACUCCACUACCUAGCGGCGGCGGAUAGCUCAAUGGCACGCACGGUGGCCAUGCAGAGUCCGUGCAUUUCGUACCUGGUGGCAUUUAUUGAGCAAGCUGAACAAACUGCCCUCGGUGUGGCCAAUCAGCAUGGCAUCAGCUUCCUGCGUGAGAAUCCCGAUUCAAUGGGAACGAGUCUCGAUAUGCUGCGUCGUGCUGCUGGGACCCUCCUGCAUUUGGCACGACAUCCCGACAAUAGGCCACUGUUUAUGCAGCAGGAACAGCGACUUCUGGGGCUCGUGAUGAGUCACAUCCUGGACCAGCAGGUGGCACUCAUAAUCUCAAGGGUGCUCUUUCAAGUGUCACGCGGGCAGGGUCCCAUCACGACGGCCGAACUGAAAACCUCCCCGUCGGGGAUGCUUGUGGCCAAUCCUCCGCAACCCGUGGCUGCUUCCUCGUCGUAGUAACUAUAAAAAAAAGAAACAAGGUGACUGAAAUUUAUUAAUCUUCAAAGCACGAAGAGACGACAAUUUUGUGGUUUAGCUGAGCGCGCGCUUAGGAAAUAGGAUGAGUAGUUUUUUUUUCCUUCGAAAAGACAUGAACACACUGAAAGUCGAUUCCCAUCGGCUAAAGAUCUGACUCAAUAAGUAGAAAAAAAAAUCAUUUCUAAUUUAUAAUUUACAAAAAGAAGAAGAAAAAAUGAAACAAAAUGAGGAAAACUACUACUGCUAUAAACUAGAAUUGACUGUGUAUACCUUUUAAUUAUAUACAUUUAGUAUAUAACUACCUAUAUUACCACUCUAAAACAAAUGAAUAGUAAUUUUAGAAUGUGGGAUAUAUUUAAAGAAAAAAAAAACAUAUAUAAAUAGGAUAUUCAAGGAGACUUUCAAUUGUAAAAAAAAUGAAGCAGACACAGAAACUUUUAAAGGAAUCGAUCACAAAAUAGCUUCAACAGAAAAAAAGGAGAAAAAAAAGCAGAAUUGUGUUUAAAAACAAAAAAAUAAACAGAAAUAAAUCGAAUCUUAAUAGAAAAUAGUUUACAUUUAAGUAGGACACAUAAAUAAAAAAAAAAUUGUAUAGUUUGUAUACUAUUAUAUAUAGAACGAGAAAAAAAACAGAAAAAUGAGAAAAAAAAUAUUUAAUUUCCAAUUGUGUAUUAAUGAAAGAUAUUGUAUUAAUAGUAGAAGAGGAAAAAAAAAAGAAGAAAAAUUAGUGAACAAAAUGCGCUGACUUGAACUACAGGGGAUUGAUUUGGAUAUAAACUAAAAAAAAUGAAAGUUUUAAAGAAAACAUACGAGUAGGUUUAUGAUGAACAAAUUUUAUUUUUUUUUAAACGUGUCGGAAGUCGAUGAUUCGUAUUUUUUUUUAAACUUAGAAAAUGGCAAAAAUGGAAGGUGGGAGAGUUUGUUGCAAGGAAGGAAGGAAAGAGAUUUUUUUAAAUUCAACUUAAAAUUGCAAAGAGGAAAUAUAAUUCAUAUAACAGGGCGUCCCGGAAUCAAUGCGGAAUUUUAAUUUGAUGACUUUUUUUUUUGUUGAAAUAUCAAGAUUUUUAUUGAAAAAUAUUAAAGACUGAACGAUUUGUUAAAGAAAUUUUGAAAUAAUUCUUAUUAAUUUAUUCAUUUUGAUUAGUUAAAUCUUUUUGAUCAUUUUAAAGGUUUUACAGUUAUUUUUAAAAACUAAUUAUGGCAGAAUUCAAAAGAAAGUUUCACAAUUCCUAAAAUGAUUUUAUCCGCUUCAAUGUUAAGGAACAGGUAGAGUUAUCACCUUUCCUGGAUUUAUAUUAAUCUUUUCAUGAAGAAAAUUGAAUGAAUUUGGUUUUAUUUGUUUUGUUUUCUCAAUGAAAAUCUUCAAUAUAUUGCCAGGAAAUAUGUAAAAAAUCAUUUUUUUUUUUAAUUUUAUUUGCUUUAAUUUUGAAUAAUUUUCCAACUUAAUUUAUCGAAUUACAAAAAAUAGAGGGACUUGACAUAGCAAAAAUCGACUAAAAUAAAUUCCAAAAUAUUAAAGAAAAAAUAAAUCCAAUUGAAAUUUCGUUCCUUUUUUGUGGGACACCCUGUAGGAAUUGUGUGGGAGGGCUAAUCAUUAAACUCCAAACAAUUUUUUUUUUACUUUUUCGGAGGGAUGCCAAAAGCAGAGUAAUAUACAAAUCUCAAUUAUAUUCCGGUUGUAUGUGAUUUAAAAAAAAUAUUUUAUUCGUUUUUACAAGCGUAUAUAGAUAAAUGUAAUAAAAUAAUAAAUAAUGAAGAAAAAAGAAAACAAAUUCAGUGAAUAGUUCAUUUCUCUCUUUUUUAUAUUUUAAUUUUUUUUUUGCAUAAAUGAAAGAAAAGUGAUAUUAAGAAAUGUAUAUAACUUAAUUGACAUAUACAAUUUAAAUAGUUUGCAUAUAAAAUAACUUGAGACUCUGUACUAGGAACUGAUUGUUUAGGCACGAACUUUGAACUGGGGUGGAGAAUGAAGGAUUUUAUUUUUGGGGGGUGAUUUUCUCUUUGCGCGAAGGUGAAAAAACGUGGCGGAUUUUCUUCUCUCACGCAAAAGGAAAUUCCCAACUUAAAAUCGAUGAAAUUAAGAUGAAAAAAAAUAGUGAAAAGUGAACUAAUUUAGAGAAAAAAAGUGGUAUUCUUAGCUAGAGCUGUGAAGAUAUUGGGGAUGCUCUAUUUGGUGGCGGGGUAUCUCCAAUAAAUUUAAUAGCUAGACACGAACUCCAUAAGGAAGCGUUAGAUGAAAAAAAAAAGAAAAAAACUUCAUUAUAUACCAAUUUAUAUAAAUUAAGUAAAACAGUAAUUAAAUGCAUAGGAAUAUUGUGGUGUGACAAAAAAAUUACUUAAUUGAAAUGACUACGAAAAAAAAUAUAGCGCCAACACAUUGAAAAAAAAAAGAAAAAAAGAAAUAUUGUGAAGAAUAAGAUUCAGUGGUGAAUAAGUAAUUAUUAUUGUAUAAUCAAUUUAAAGAAACAUGAAAAAAAUGAUGAAAAAAUAUGUAUUUAAAUAUCACUUAUUAAAUUAUUGAGAAAGAAGAAGAAAAAAGAUGAGAAUAAAGAAAAGGAAAUUAGAAGAGUGCGAGACACUUUCAAUGGAUGAGAUGGUAGCGCAAAAAAAGCCAAUAAAAUGUGUCACAAAAAGCUGUAUAAAAAAAAUUAUUAACUCUAUUGAAGAAAGGAAAAAAAAUAGAAACGAAAAUGAGUUUCAAAAUUAGUGAAAAAAAAAGAGAUAAAACCGAAUGAAUGAGUAUUGAAAUUUUAAUCACUUUCUCGCGUUGGGAAAAAAAGAAGCGCAAACGAGAGAGAAAUGGCGUGUAGGAAAGUAGAAAAAAAAUCCAUCUCAAAAAAUUGAUUAUAUCAAAAUGCAGAUGAGAACGACGAGCAGUGAAGACCUCUAUGUAUAAAAAAAAUCAACGAUUAUUUAAAGUAAUCAAUUUAGUUUAAUAAAAGUUUCAUGAAAAGAAGAAAAAAAAUGAUAGGUUCUAGUGCUAAAUGCGAGAGAAAAUGAGGAUAAAACGGGAUGAUAAAUAUGCUCUUAUUGAUAAUUUUAUUGUUUUUUUUACUAUUAUUGAUUUUAAUAUUAAAAAAAUAAUUAUGUAGUUACUAAUUUAAUUAAAAAAGAAAAUGCAAACACAACAAAAGUGAAUUUGAACAAUGUGAGUGAGCGAGAGAGAUGAUUAUUUUUCUUUUGUACUGUAUGCGUAUAGGAUUUCUUUGUCUUAAGAAAAAUUUUCAAAAUAAAAUCAUUAAAAAAUUUCUUUUUCACGUAUUUUCGAAGACGACGAUAAAAAACGUGUUCCAUUCAAUGAAAAAAAGUUUAUUGAAAAAAUGCCGAAAAUGUCUUUAAAAAUUUUCUUCCUCAGUUUUUUUCCUUAAAAUUUCUUUCCAUUUUUGAGUAAUUUUUUUUAAAAUAAAUAAAUUAAAAAUUCAUGGUAUAAGGAUAAAAAAAUCAACAAAAGUUUACCAAGCUAGAGAGCACACUUACUGAGAAUGAGGAGAAAGAGUAAAUUUUGAAGAAAGAAAAAAAGUACAUACUGACUUAUGUAAAAGAAUUAAACAAUUUGAUAUGAUAAAUGAGAAAAAAAGUGAAAUCAUAGAAAUAAUAAAAAAAAAAUGAAAUUCAAAAGGACAUUUUCAUGUUUGGUAUUAUAAUUGUGCAAAUGCUUAUUAAUGUCUGAAUACUGAAAAAGAAAAACAAGUAAAUUUUAGUGUACAUAAGAAGUACUCAAAAAAUAAAAGUGAGAAAAAUUAA